Messenger RNA from Papilio xuthus (Asian swallowtail), 1946 nucleotides. It is a transcript of the gene Sap47, whose product is annotated as Synapse-associated protein 47kD. The coding region runs from base 260 to 1261 and encodes 333 amino acids. The transcript has 9 exons. The record is from RefSeq and is a predicted model, not a curated record. Gene Ontology annotation, cellular component: nucleus; cytoplasm; Golgi apparatus. Gene Ontology annotation, biological process: TORC2 signaling; regulation of short-term neuronal synaptic plasticity. NCBI's taxonomy places the organism in Eukaryota, Metazoa, Arthropoda, Insecta, Lepidoptera, Papilionidae.
UAUUGAUUAGCAAAAACUUGACGUUUCAGUUUAAUGUUAUUGCAAAUCGCAAAAAACCUAUCUGCGCAAGUUCUCAUGCGCAAUGAAGACUUGGUCCGUGUCUCCUGGUCGAUUGCGGUGUUCCAUUUAGUUUUUCAGCUGACUACGCUUCCCACAGCCGCUUACCAGACGUCUCGCGCGUGUCAUGUCUGUUUGUGCCGCGGCGUAUUAAGACUAGAGUGCUUGUGUCCGUGUAGUUGACUAGCUAGUGCCAGUGAAAAUGUUUUCAGGGCUCACAAAUCAGGUUUCUUCGUGGAUGGGAGCGGCCAAGGGCGAGCCCCAAGAUGAAGAGGUACCCACCCCGACCAAGGACGCCACUGGAGAGCAGGCUGAAGGCGAAAAACAAAGCCCUACCAAGGGAGGCAGCAAGUUGGACCUGAUCACCAAUGUCAAGUCACAGAUGACUGGCUGGCUUGGAUCCGGUAUACCCAUACCUGGUUUAAGAAAAAAUGAAGCCCCGCCCACAGAGGCAACUGAGGCUGCUCCGGAGGCAGCUGAGGCAGUGGAAGCCAAGCCUGAGGGGAAAGAUGAUGAUGAUAACUCCAGGUAUAAUAGCGCUACCGGUGGAGCGGAUAGUAGACCGGCGUCUACUGGCGGUACUCCUACCGAGGAACAACCGGCUGGUGUUGGUAAUGUUUCAGGUGCAGGAAAUAAAAAAUUGUUCUCAGUUGAUGCUAUAGAAGUCCCCGAUAUGCAAGAGUUGACAACCAAGGCUGUCGCCGGGGCGAAGUCUCUGGGCAACUUCCUGUACUCGGCCGUCAACAAGGCCGGUGCCAAAGUCAGCGAGGCUGGUGCCAAGAUCAAGAAGACGGUGGAAGAGAACAGCAUCUUGGGCGAGUUCAACCGCGAACAGGACGCUUUCAUCAAGGGGCAGGAGGGUCGCGGCAGCGGUGCAGCCGUGCCCCCCUGGGUCGGUGCUCCCAAUGAGGCCGCGCUCAAGGAGGAGUGCCUCUCGCUCUCCACUGACCGGCGUAACUUCGUGCGCGCGCCGCCCGCUGGCGUAGACUUCGACUUUGAUUACGACAAGAUGUAUCCGGUGGCCGUCGCCCUCAUGGCCGAGGAUCCCAACCUCGAGAAGAUGCGCUUCGAUCUCGUACCCAAAGUCAUCACGGAGGAGAACUUCUGGCGGAACUACUUCUACCGCCUGUCGCUGAUCUGCCAGGCCAACGAGGCUGACGCCGCGGCCGGCCGCCAGCCCAGCGCUGACGACUCUCAAGCUUAAGCUGGAGCCGGAGUUGUGAGGGGCAUCCCCGAUACAUCUUAAUAUUGACGAUUCAUUACAAUAUCCAAUAGCUUCGCGAAUUCUAUUCAAAUGUUGUACUCGAUGAGCUCUACUUUCUUUUGGAUAUAGUAUAAAAUCGUCAAGCGAUGCUUCUGUAAGCCUCAAUGUUUGAAGCUCACUAUAAUACAUGUUUCUUGAUAGAAUAAUGCAAUGUUCUACAAACUUAUUUUUAAUUUCCUUAUAAAAAAAAUGUAUUUUAUUCUUCGUGUAACAUUUAGUUUUAAUUACCGGUUAUUUUCGUUAUCAUUUCAUUGUUCUAUCAGAUUUAAAUAAAAUGUUGUAUGUACACGUUCCAUAUAUAUAUUGUUUCUAAUAUAUAAGAUAUAAAACUGUUUCUACUAUAUGUUUCUAGAUUCGAGAUGUAUGUGUACUCAUAUCUUCAUCCUUGUUAUAUCGUGUGUUUGAGGAAUGUUAUGACAAUAGCUUGUCACAUAUACAAUGUCACACGUAGCCCGUCUUUAUAUAAGACAUUUUACUAAGAUUCUCUUUAACGUGUCUAUUGGAUGGAAAUUUAUAAAACGUACUCAAAUUUACGAUGUUUUGACGUAGAAAUAUUGUCUUAAGUGAUUACUAUUCAUUAAAAUGAAAUUAUUUUUAAACUUAAUCAAUAUUUUUCUUAAUAUUU